Strongylus vulgaris is the source of this 1137-nucleotide messenger RNA. NCBI's taxonomy places the organism in Eukaryota, Metazoa, Nematoda, Chromadorea, Rhabditida, Strongylidae. The record is from the annotation of a GenBank genome assembly.
AUGAUGGGAAAGAUGCGCAAGUACCGCUGCAACUUGAGAAUGCCCUUAUUGAAUCUACAAAGCCGCAUCGCCAUCAAGUUCUGUUUCGCCGCGUUAAGCAUACUUUUCACUAUUGGUUACAUACUCUUUGUAGAUAAACCCCACCGUAUGGCUUUGCAACGACAUCCUCAACCAGAAUAUGGAGCAUUGCCAGAGGAUUCAUAUGAGUACACCGAACGUUUCGUACAAUAUUUGGAAAAAUUCGGAAAAGAUUACAAGGAUAAGAAGGAACUACUGCGGAGGUUCAAAAGCUACGAGAAGCAUAUGAGGGAGAUAGCCCAGUUAAACAGAAAUAACGCUAAUGGUGCAAUCUAUGGAGAGAACGAACUGAGUGACUGGACUGAUGAAGAGUUUCAAAAGUCCCUUCUACCUCUUUCUUUCUACAAACGACUUCGCGAAGAAGCAACCUUUAUCCGUAGAGAUCCUCCAAUACUUGAACGCGCUAUGCCACCUCCGGAUUUCUUCGACUGGAGAGCAAGAAAUGUCGUCUCUCCAGUCAAGGCGCAGGGAAAAUGCGGUUCAUGUUGGGCUUUUGCCGCUACUGCUACAGUCGAAGCUGCUUGGGCUAUUGCGCACAAGGAAAUGAGGAAUCUUUCGGAACAAACGCUUUUGGACUGCGAUUUAGCUGACAAUGCUUGCGAUGGCGGAGAUGAGGACAAGGCAUUCCGUUAUAUUCACCGUAAUGGCCUCGCCUAUUCGGCUGACUUGCCAUAUGUAGCCCAUCGACAAAACACUUGCAGUAUCACUGGUAACACUACUAAGAUACAGGUCGCCUACUUCUUGCAUCCCGAUGAACAAUCCAUGAUUGAUUGGCUGGUUGGAUUUGGACCGGUGAACAUUGGUAUUGCAGUAACUCCGGACAUGAAACCCUACAAAGGAGGGGUUUUCAGACCCAGUGCUGAAGACUGCAAGAAUAAGGUUGUUGGACUUCACUCACUCCUGAUUACCGGAUAUGGAACGAAUGACGCAGGCGAGAAGUAUUGGAUUGUGAAAAAUAGUUGGGGAAAUACUUGGGGAGUCGAACAUGGAUAUGUCUACUUUGCUAGGGGUAUCAAUGCAUGUGGAAUUGAGGACGAACCUAUAGGAGUUUUGGCCUGA